CACUCGCCAAGCUUUCUCAGCUCUCUUCUCCAUCGUAAACAACGAACGCACGGGAGGCACCAAAAGAUAAAAAAGAAACCAGAAAACAGAAUCGAUUUCCCCAAAGUUUGAGUUUUGGGUUUUUUAUAAUUCGAGAAUUGUCGACAUAAUAGCUCUGUGUUUUUGUAUUGAUUCAAUUAUUUAACUUUUCUUUUCUUUUUUGGGUUCAAUGGAUUCCACCAUUAGAAUUGGUUCAUCAAUUGUUUUUCCCAUUUCUUCUUCUUCACCAAAAUUAUCAAAUCUACGGAGGAAAAAUAAGAUUGAAUAUGGGUCUCGAUUCGGUGGAAAUGGGUGCAUCUCUGCAAUCACUCAUAAUGGCUCUGUUUCUCCCUCUGCUGCUUCUCAUGGGGAGUCAAGUUCAGUGGGAGGUGUGCAUAGAAGAAGAAGCAGUCUUGAAUCUACGUUUCGUUAUGACAAGCCUAUACCAGAGGAGAGAAUUGAGGAGCCUGUUGGUAUUUCAUUGGCUGAAAAAGUAAUUGGAGAUAAUCCUCGGUGCACUGAUUGCCAAGCCAAAGGCGCGGUUCUUUGCACCACUUGUGCUGGUUCAGGCUUAUAUGUUGACUCUAUAUUGGAAAGUCAGGGCAUCAUUGUCAAGGUCCGGUGCUUAGGUUGUGGUGGAACCGGAAACAUCAUGUGCUCAGAAUGUGGUGGCCGAGGUCAUGUUGGACUCAAAAUCACAUGCCUUUUAACAUCAAUUGAUGUUGCCCUGGUCUACGUGGUGUCUGGUGCAAAUAUUCAAUCUAAAACAAUGAAUCUGUACUCAGCAAGCGAGAUGAAGUCCCCAUGAUUGUUAAUCUCCGUAUCUCUGGAACUCUUCAAGGCGAAAUAGAAUAGCUGGGUCAAGCCGCGAGUUCUGUGGGUUCUCUGUGUAAGCAAUGUAGUAAGCUGAAACACAUGAUUGUAGCCAUGCCAUUUCUAUCCGACACUGCAAGCAAAAAAAUUGUCUAUCAGUUUCUGAGUAUUGUCGUAAGAAAUGUUUCCUGUUUUGAAGGUUGCUGAUCUCUUACCAUGAAGUAGCCAAUCAGGAAUGCAUAGAUUGACACUUCUGUAGCAUAGCUCUUAUGAACUGCAAAUGUCCAUGCUCCUCCAACUAGCGUGCAUAUUGCACCUCCUGCCAUCCCAGAGAGAAAACAGAAAGACCCUGUCAGAUCUCUGUCAAUUAUAGGUUCCAACCCAACUUUCUUCAGCAUCUCCCAUGUAUCCAUGGAUGCCUGCACAAACCCCUUAUUAUAAACCCCUACUUGCACAAGACCCCACCGAUUCCCAUAGUUAACCAGAGUCGCAGCAACAGCAGCAUAACAAUUAGCGCAGGAAAACAAGAACUCGUCUGUGCCCCCCGCAAUCAAACUUAUCGCUCGGGCUGAACCGUGGACUACAGUAAUAAUCGGCACAAGGACUGAGCUGAUGCACACAUUUCCCAUUGAGUAUUUGAAUGUGUCCCGUAAAGCAAUUCGCAAGUCCAUAUCUACUCCAUAUGCAAAGUGUAGGUAUUUGACGCGUGCAAUUGUAACUUGCAACGUGUUUCUUAUCACUUGCGUGCUCCAUGCCAGGCUCGCAAGGAUCGCUAAAAUGAACAAGGUGUCCGUUACAGUUCCAACUGCAGUGGCCCCGCCAAUACCAGAUACCAAGAAACAGGAAUACACAGUGCCUGUGAUGAUUGAAAGAUUGACCACUGUUGUAGUCUUAGCUGGAGGGGAAGUAGCAGCAAUUGAUAAAACCUUGGUGGCAUAAUCGAAUCGAGGAUUCACCCAACAAGUAUAAAGGGAUAGGAUCAGAGCAAGAACUAUUGCAAUUACGCCUAUUGUUAAACCUGCAGCAGAGCCUAUUAGUACAAACAGCACGCCAACUGCACAGGUUAGCAAGGGGCUAAGCCAGAAGGCUGUUCUCAGUGCUCUUGAAGGGUUGCAGAGAGUGAACCAUUGCCAUGUGAAAGCCACAAUUCCAGCGCAUCCUGUUGCAGUAAGGAGUGGAGGAUACCACUUCUUGGGAUGAAAAUGGUGGCUGUGGGCAGAGAGUAGGCCACGGAUGGUGAGGCAGAUUACUAGGAUGGCGAUUAGGACUAUGUGCAAAAAAAAAAGGACUCGAAAGAGCCUCUGGACUAUUAGCCCCGCCACCAUUGCGGUUUCAAGCUGGAUGCUUGAUUCUUCAACCUGCAAAAAUAUUAACUAAGCCAGUUGGUAGAUAAGUUACUAAGUCAACUCAUUGUAUCUGAUGCUCAAGAACUAAAAAAUGAAUGAUAGUACUCUAAAGAAAGGAAUAAUUAGCAAGAAAUAAAGAAGCAAGAAAAGGAAAAUGAUCAAAUGCCACCUAUAAGAGGAGGGGGGGGCUUGCUGGUGACGAAGAAAGAUGAUAAACCUUGGGGAUUUUGAGACCCUUUUGACGUAGAAGGAGAAUGGAGGAAGAAAACAGAAUCAAGAGCUUGAUUUGAGAGAGGAAUGGAGAUAGAACCUGGUUGGGGAUUAUGUAUGGAAGUUUUUCCUCUUGAACUUGAAUGUGGAAGUUCUGCACGUUAAUAACUGUAACUGCAUCAUUAUUCAUUUCCUUGGAUCUUUUCAUUGAUGGCUAUUAAAUUUUACACUCAAA
This is a messenger RNA of Populus nigra (black poplar), 2622 nucleotides long. Its product is annotated as protein PHOTOSYSTEM I ASSEMBLY 2, chloroplastic-like. The transcript is spliced from 4 exons. Bases 209 to 826 code for a protein of 205 amino acids. The record is from RefSeq and is a predicted model, not a curated record. Lineage: Eukaryota; Viridiplantae; Streptophyta; Magnoliopsida; Malpighiales; Salicaceae.